AUGAUCUAUGUGUGUCUGUGUCAUGUUUUAUGGUUCCUAGGUGUCAUCUUGAGCUUUGAGAGAUUGCUUUGCUUCUUGACCUUUUGCUCCUUUACAAACCCGCGCAACUGGCCUUCCGCGGUGUACGUCUUCCUCCCGCCGUCUUCGUUCAUCUUGAACGCUUCCAAGAACGCAAACGCCCACGCGUGCAUCUCCGUUUCGCUUGCCAUUGACAUGAAGAACCGACGUGACGGUGUUGUGAUCGCCAAGCACCAUGUUGUCGGCGGGUCCUUGGACAUCUUGGUCGGAACCAUCUCGAGCGAGUCCUUGGUACAACUCGAUAGGUCGAGGCAUCCCUUCAUCGGUCCGUGCUCGUGUUGGAAGUAG
Aphanomyces astaci is the source of this 366-nucleotide messenger RNA. RefSeq lists its product as hypothetical. Lineage: Eukaryota; Oomycota; Saprolegniomycetes; Saprolegniales; Verrucalvaceae. The record is from RefSeq and is a predicted model, not a curated record. The transcript has a single exon. Bases 1 to 366 code for a protein of 121 amino acids.